CUUUUAGGGCUCCAUACCAUGGCGGAGGAGGAGGUUGCGCUGCGCCUGGAGGCCGUUGAUGCUGAGCUCCAGGAGGUUCAAGCUCAGAUUGCCGUUCUCUGCGAUCGCCAAGCGCGUCUUCUUGAGGAGCAAGCGGAGCUUCGCCAGCUGAUCGACUGCUGCAGAGCUUCCGAGGAGGAUGAUAUCCAAAUCAUUGAGCAGGACUGGUCUGGAAACUUUGAGUGGGAUAACGAGGCAUCCAACUUGCUACUCAAUGUCUUUGGCAUUUCCACUUACCGGCGGAACCAGAGAGAGAUUGUAAACGCGCUGAUGAGUAACAAGAAUGUGGUCGUUGUUAUGGCGGCAGGAGGAGGGAAGAGUCUGUGCUAUCAGCUUCCAGCUCUUCUCCGGCCAGGAAUUGCUCUUGUUGUUAGUCCCCUUUUGUCCCUUAUUCAAGACCAGGUCAUGGGACUGGCUGCUUUGGGAGUCUCUGCCGCCAUGCUGACUUCGACAACCUCCAAGGAGGAAGAAAAGGAGAUUUAUAGAGUUCUUGAGAAGGGCGACGGAAACUUGCGGAUUCUAUAUGUUACUCCGGAGAAGAUUGCGAAAAGUAAACGUUUCAUGUCGAAGCUUGAAAAGUGUAACCGGGCCGGACGUCUCUCUCUUGUAGCUAUCGAUGAAGCACAUUGCUGCAGCCAAUGGGGACACGACUUUCGGCCGGAUUAUAAAAACUUGGGGAUUCUGAAGAAGCAGUUUCCUAAAGUACCUAUGAUUGCGUUAACUGCCACUGCAACUGGGCGUGUUCAAAGAGAUUUGCAGGAGAUGCUGCAAAUCCUGCCAUGCGAGAGAUUUACAAGCUCCGUCAAUCGUCCGAACCUUUUCUACGAGGUAUUUCGUUUCGUAAGGCGCGAUGAUCGGCAUCUCUUGUUUUUUUCGUUUUCUAUUUUGAUUUCUUUUGUCCAGGUCCGUGAUAAAAAGCAGGUUGCGGCCGACGUUAUUGAAGACAUCGCAUUGUUUAUAAAGGAGACUUAUCCAUCCAAUGAGUCCGGAAUCGUUUACUGUUUCUCACGUAAAGAGUGUGAGCAGGUCGCUGACGCUUUGCGGAAGCGUCAAAUAUCUGCUGCUCAUUAUCAUGCGGACAUGGACUCUGGUCUUCGAACAAAUGUUCAUCGAAGGUGGAGUAGCAACCAGCUCCAAGUGAUUGUUGGCACGGUGGCCUUUGGCAUGGGAAUCAACAAACCAGAUGUGCGUUUUGUUAUACACCAUACCCUGAGUAAAUCCUUGGAGACGUAUUAUCAGGAGAGCGGACGUGCUGGCCGUGAUGGACUUCCAUCUCGCUGCGUAUUAUUUUUCAGGCCAGCUGAUGUCCCUCGACAAAGCUGCAUGGUGUUCUCCGAAAAUACGGGCUUGCAGAAUCUUUACGCAAUGGCUCGCUAUUGUCAGUCGAAACAAAGGUGUCGGCGAGCGGCGUUUUUUCAAUAUUUUGCCGAACAAGUACAAGAGUGCAACGGAAUGUGCGAUACUUGCGCAUUUGAGAACGACGUUGUUGAGAAGGAUGUUACGGAGUACGGCAAGUCCCUCGUGCAGUCUGUAAUGGACGUUGCGGAGAGUGACAAGAAAACUACGUUGCUGCAGCUUGUGGAUCUGUGGAGAAGUCAGCUACGACAGGCAGGUGACAAGGAGAUGAGUAAGGACGAUGCAGAGCAGAUCAUUCUUCAACUAAUUCUAGAUGGCACAUUGCGAGAGGACUUUCAACAUACUGCUUAUGCUACAAAUGCCUACGUAAAGGCAGGAUCGGCAGCAAGACUUAUAUUGCAAGGCAAAAGAAAGGUCAUCCUUGAACAAUGUGAGAAGAGAGGACCUGUGAAGACAACUCUGGACGAUUGCGCCAUGCAGUCUGGCAUGGCUCGUAUGCUUGAUACACUUCGCCAGACACUGGCUGCUGCCGACGGUGGCAUUUUUCCUUAUGCUGUGCUUUCUUCUCAGCACAUCAAGAGACUGUCCUCACACGUCCCCACAUCAAUCACGGAGCUGGACGAAAUCAUUGGCAAAACCAAGUCAUCCAAGUAUGGAGAGCAGAUAAUGACCACCUUAAACGAGUAUACCACAAAGAAUACAGAUGGUCCGGACACGAAGGAGGCGUCUUCCAGCAAGAGGGUGGCCACAACUGGCGGUCAGGCGAGGCAAACUAAAAGAAGCAGGAAUGCAUGACCAAAAGAUCUCAGUCUUGUCUGAACAGCCUCCGCCUCUCUGAUCCUGCCAGCAGCAGCAUACACGUUAGACAGCAGUGUCAGAGCCGAAUUGGCAGCUCUAUUUCCUGGAUUGAGCUCAACGAUGUUCUCGACCGCCCUGGAAGCUCGAUCAACAUCACUGUAUGUCUUGCAAGCUCCCAAAAGUGAUCCCCACUCGACGACUCCCGGCUCGAAUGGCAUCGACUCAACGAGCUCUUCCGCAUCUCUCAAACGACCGGAUCUUCCCAGCAUGUCCACUAUGCAGCAGUAGUGUUCCCGGGACGGAGAUAGGCUGCUGCCCUCCACUGCCGAAGAAGCCUUCAAGCGGCCAAAGUAGCUCAAGCCUUGCUCGCUCAAUCCGCCAUGGCUGCAAGCAUUGAGAAGGCUCAUGAAGCUCAAGUCAUUAGGUUCCAGACCGACGAGCUCCAACUCUCGAAACAGCUCUAGGGUUUUCGGGCCUUGGCCAGCGGAAUCCGAGUAGCUCUCCAUCAUCGCAUUCCACGACACGAGGCUUCUCUCCGGCAUGGCACCGAAGACGCUGUCGGCCUGCUCGAGUCGUCCACACUUGGCAUUGGCAGUCACCAUAGCCGUCCACGACACAACGUUAUGCUCGGGCAUCGCCCAGAAGAUGUGCUCCGCCCCAUCAAGCUCGCGGUUGUCGGCAUAAGCCUGGAGCAUUGCGUUCCACGACACGACAUUCUUGUCGCUCUCCGGCAAUGUCGCAAACAAGAUCUUGGCCUCGUCCAGAUGGCCGUGUCGGGCAUAGGCACUAAUCAUGGCGUUCCACGUGACCGUGUUCCCGUC
Selaginella moellendorffii is the source of this 3014-nucleotide messenger RNA. RefSeq names its product mediator of RNA polymerase II transcription subunit 34. NCBI's taxonomy places the organism in Eukaryota, Viridiplantae, Streptophyta, Lycopodiopsida, Selaginellales, Selaginellaceae. Gene Ontology annotation, molecular function: 3'-5' DNA helicase activity; nucleic acid binding; ATP binding. Gene Ontology annotation, biological process: double-strand break repair via homologous recombination; DNA replication. The transcript is spliced from 20 exons. The record is from RefSeq and is a predicted model, not a curated record. The coding region runs from base 19 to 2190 and encodes 723 amino acids. Gene Ontology annotation, cellular component: cytoplasm; chromosome; mediator complex.